Brassica napus (rape) is the source of this 2731-nucleotide messenger RNA. Its product is annotated as pectin acetylesterase 8-like. Gene Ontology annotation, biological process: cell wall organization. Gene Ontology annotation, cellular component: plant-type cell wall. Lineage: Eukaryota; Viridiplantae; Streptophyta; Magnoliopsida; Brassicales; Brassicaceae. Gene Ontology annotation, molecular function: pectin acetylesterase activity. The coding region runs from base 373 to 1602 and encodes 409 amino acids. The transcript is spliced from 13 exons. The record is from RefSeq and is a predicted model, not a curated record.
GUAAUAAUUCAGGGUAUAAUCUGAAAACAUAUUAUGUAUAUAAGCACAUGAUCUUCUCGUACACACCACCAAUUCUUUGUUUUAUUAUACUCUGUUUUUAUCUAAAACCAAAAAGGAACGAAUCAGUGUCGGCUCUUGGUUCUAAAACCAAAAAGGUACAGACCUGACUACACACCCAAAAAAGGUUAUACGUUGGAUCCAAAACGCGCGUUAUACAAAGCUCUACUACUCCGUAACUCCUCCUCCGCCAUUUGCUUGGAAACUCUUCUUCGGCAAUGUGCUGAAACUGAGUCAACGUCCGAGUAAACGAAGUGAAACUUGGUGGUUUAGACUAAUCGCAAGUUGGGUUUUGAAAGAAACCGCGUUUCCAAAAUGAUCAACUUCAACCAAUGGUUGGUUCUUGUGGUAUGCUCAUUAGCAAUCUUGAAAGCAGAAGGAUUGCUCGUCAAUAUUACAUUUGUUCGAAACGCCGUCGCAAAAGGAGCCGUAUGUUUGGAUGGUAGUCCACCAGCUUAUCAUUUAGACAGAGGUUCGGGAACUGGAAUCAAUAGCUGGUUGAUACAGCUUGAGGGAGGAGGAUGGUGUCAUAAUGUAACAAACUGCAUUAGUCGGAUGCAUACUAAAUUAGGUUCAUCGAAGAAAAUGGUGGAGAAUCUUGCUUUCUCAGCUAUUCUUAGCAACAAGGAACAACGUAAUCCUGAUUUUUACAAUUGGAACAGAGUGAAAGUUAGAUAUUGUGAUGGUUCAUCAUUCACAGGAGAUGUGAAAACAGUGAACCCUGCUACUAAUCUUCACUUCAGAGGUGCUCGAGUUUGGCUAGCCGUUAUGCGGGAGCUGCUAGCUAAAGGCAUGAGAAACGCCGAGAAUGCUGUUUUGUCUGGGUGUUCUGCUGGUGGGUUAGCUUCACUGAUGCAUUGUGACAGUUUCCGAGCUCUAUUACCAAUGGGUACCAAUGUAAAAUGUCUUUCAGAUGCCGGUUUCUUUCUCAACACAAGAGAUGUUUCAGGAGCUCAAUACAUUAAAUCAUACUUCAACGAUGUGGUUACACUACAUGGAUCAGCAAAGAAUUUACCGAGGUCAUGCACGUCAAGAUUGACCCCUGCAAUGUGUUUCUUUCCACAAUACGUAGCUCGCCAGAUUAGAACUCCUGUUUUCGUUCUUAAUGCUGCCUACGACUCUUGGCAGAUUAAGAACAUUUUGGCUCCUCGUGCUGCUGAUCCUGAUGGAAAGUGGCAGAGUUGUCAGCUUGACAUCAAGAAUUGCCAACGAAGCCAGCUCAAAGUUAUGCAAGAUUUCAGGUUAGAGUUCUUGAGCGCAGUGAUAGGUUUAGGAAGAUCUGCAUCAAGAGGGAUGUUUAUAGACUCAUGCUACACUCACUGCCAAACCGAGACACAAACUUCUUGGUUCUGGCAAGAUUCUCCAAUUCUAAACCGAACGGGUUUUCACUCCUCAAGAUGCUCCUCCAAUUUAAGAAGAUUCUGCUAUAGAUUUGUUUUUUUUUUUAAAAAAAAAUCUUAUAAAUUAUAUCACACACAUAUAGUAAGAUAUUCUUACGGUUUAGCUAUAGAAGAGGAAAAAAAAAAGAAUGUGAGUGAUUCUUGAGGGUUGAGGAUAAGCUUUAUUCAGCACAAAUGUUCAAAAAAAAAAAAAAGCUUUGUUCGGCACCUGUCUUGUGUGCUGGUUGAGUGUCUCUGUUUCUCUUCCAUUCUUAUGUAAAAUGGGAAAUUGUUAGUUUUUAUUUUAAUAAAAUAAUGUAUAGCUCUUUUCUUAACUCAAGUUUGACGCCAUUUUAUGUAAUUUUAUAUCCAAUCAAUAUGUACAUAUUCUUUUCAACUUUUAAAUAAUAGGAAAUUGGACGGUAUACCAAUCAAAAAAUUAAUAAUUUAACAUUGAUCGAAUUUAUCCAAAUAGAUAAGAUACACCAGGUUUAUAUAUAUAUAUAAUGGCGAUUGUUCCUUAAGAAAAACCGACAUGGCCGAAUAAAACGUGGAUUGCCCUGAUUCACAUAGUAUAACAAUCAAUAGUAAAGGGCAAUCAAUUUCUUCUUAAAUCUUAGAGAGGAUUGAAGCUGAGAGUGAGAAAAGCGUAUGUUUUAGUUUAAAGAACAAGGGAGUGAAGAAUCAACAUCAAAAAAAUACGAGGAAGACAAAGAAGGCAAAACGAACCAUAAAAUUGCAGACUCCCAAAGGAAGGAGACGCAAAUUGACAUCAAUGGUACAAUAUAUAGGAGAAGAAACCUGACAACGACGUCGAGGUAAGAAGUGUUGUUCUGUUCAAAGAUAAUAUGAUUUACCAUUUACGAACACAAUUUCGAGUGAUGACCACUAUGGAAUUGACGAUCAGAAUCUAAUAGAGGCUUCUCAGUAGAUAUGGUGGUGAGGAUUAACGACAGUGGGCCAAUGAAUGUGUGUCGCCAUGUGAGGUAAAAAUAAGAGAUGUGAACGAUAACUCACUGAUUAUAUUAUAUCCAGUAAAACAAAUUUAUAGUAUAGAAUAUGUUAAUUAAUGUAGCUAUUUGUGUAAAAUUAAUAUAUAGUACUAUUUAAGAUAUAUGUCAUCUUUCUCUAUACCAUUUCCCUUAAAUGGAACAAUAUGUUGUGUUUUUGAAAUUUAAUACUUCUCUUUUUCGCGGUGUUCAUUAGUAUAUACUAUAGUUUGUAAUUUUCUUAUAAACUAAUAAUUGUUUCAUGUUUAUAAACAUUAAAAUUAUAAAAUGAAAGAAAGUUAAACA